Cyclopterus lumpus (lumpfish) is the source of this 1133-nucleotide messenger RNA. It is a transcript of the gene gcsha, whose product is annotated as glycine cleavage system protein H (aminomethyl carrier), a. NCBI's taxonomy places the organism in Eukaryota, Metazoa, Chordata, Actinopteri, Perciformes, Cyclopteridae. The transcript is spliced from 5 exons. The coding region runs from base 142 to 669 and encodes 175 amino acids. The record is from RefSeq and is a predicted model, not a curated record. Gene Ontology annotation, cellular component: mitochondrion; cytoplasm; glycine cleavage complex. Gene Ontology annotation, biological process: protein lipoylation; glycine decarboxylation via glycine cleavage system.
UCACAUAACCAACUCCACAAGGUGCACGCAAUGCAACAUUAAGCGCGCCAGCUGCUGAUUAACCUCAAAGAAGAAGAAGAAGAGUGGCGGAGAGCAGAUCCACGAAGAAGAAUUCCAAGCGCUCAUCAGUACGCGACAAAGAUGGCCGCCUGUGGGCUAUUCCGCUCCCUGUCUUCCAACUUUCUCACAAUUUUGCCUUCACUCACCCGCUCGGCAACACUUUCCCCGUUGCGGCUGGCAUCCCAACCUUACUUUGGAAGAACACUAGCCACUUCUUGUCGAUUAACAGCAGCACUUAAAUUCACAGACAAGCACGAAUGGAUCCGAGUAGGAGACGACGGCGUUGGGACUGUCGGCAUCAGCAAGUUUGCGCAAGAGGCUCUGGGAGAUGUAGUUUACUGUGGACUACCAGAGGUGGGAACACAGCUGGCUCAGCAAGAUGAGUUUGGAGCUCUGGAAAGUGUGAAGGCUGCCAGUGAGCUGUAUUCCCCUUUGACUGGAGAAGUUGUAGAGGUUAAUGCACUACUGGCAGACAAUCCUGGUCUGGUGAACAAAUCUUGCUACAAAGAUGGUUGGCUGAUGAAGAUGACCAUCGGCAACCCUUCAGAGCUUGAUAUUCUAAUGGAUGAAGCCGCCUAUGAGAGAUACAUCCGCUCCAUUGAGGACUAACCUAACACUUCCUAAUAAGUGCUACAUGCCCCUUCUCCUUUUCAAACACCACUGGCUGGAAGAUCCACAAGUUGGUUGUGCCUGUGUCGGCUACAACGCUAUGUGGAGCUCAUGAGCUCCAGAAUGCUGACCUGCCAGUGUUGUAAAGCUGUGAACAUUAGGAAACCUUUAUCUACUGUUAAAGACUGACUUUUGGUGACCUGUGAAUCUGCACUGACUAAACAUCCUGUGUUGAGUUUUUGCCUCAAAUCCCCAAACGGAGGAGACGGAGACUCGGUCAAUAGAGCAGUUCACAUACAUUUCAUUCAAAGGAAAACUUGAAUCUGUUGUAGGACAUUGUUAGACUUUAAAAACGCACUUUGGUCUUUAUGGUAUCAAUAAUAAUGUUGGUCUACACUGCAUGUAUGACAGCUAAAUUGUAGAAAUGGAACCUUUUUAAAUGAGAAAAUAAACAAUUCCUGAGA